This is a messenger RNA of Lolium rigidum, 1832 nucleotides long. RefSeq names its product probable folate-biopterin transporter 4. Lineage: Eukaryota; Viridiplantae; Streptophyta; Magnoliopsida; Poales; Poaceae. The record is from RefSeq and is a predicted model, not a curated record. Gene Ontology annotation, cellular component: membrane. The transcript is spliced from 7 exons. The coding region runs from base 16 to 1515 and encodes 499 amino acids.
UUGCGAGCUGUGGCCAUGGCGGCGGGCUCGUCGUGGUGGGCGGGGCGGAUGGCGGCGGCGUUCGGGGCGCCGUUCCUCUGGAUCGUCUGCCUCAUCUACUUCAUCCAGGGUUUCAGAUCUUUCGUCUGGACAGCUGUCUCAUAUCAAAUGAAGGACAUGAUGAAGCUGUCACCCUCGGCAUCACAGUUUUUGAUGUCUGUUGCAUUCUUCCCUUGGAGCAUAAAGCCGAUAUAUGGGAUUGUGUCAGACUGUAUUCCGAUUAAGCAGAGAAAGCGUGUACCAUAUUUGAUAAUUUCUAGUGGCCUUUCUCUAUUUCCAUGGCUUGUCAUUGGGAUGUCGGAGCAUUUCAGGAGCUCAAGCAAUUUCUUUACACUAAUGUUGGUUGUACAGAACUUGGGAUCUGCCAUGGCAGAUGUUGUUAUAGAUGCAAUGAUUGCAGAGGCAGUUCGAUCAGCAGGGUCAGAAUUCGCUGGUGAUCUCCAGUCGUUAUCUUGGUCAUCAAUGGCUGUAGGGGGGAUAUUUGGGAGCUUAUUGGGAGGAUAUGCAUUGUCUAAUCUCCCUCUAUAUACCAUAUAUAUUAUUUUCUCUGCUCUCCCAUUGUUCCAACUAGUUUCAUGUAUUUUCGUCGAGGAAUCUCCUAAAGGAUUUGAGAACACGGUAGAUAACGCUGCACAUGAUAAUGCUAAUGAUCAGAAUAUUGAUAGUGCUUUUGUCGGAGAAGGCUCAAGUGAACCACUUAAAUAUGUGGGCACUAGGAGGCGAAAGGGUGCUCAUAAAAAGAGGAAAAGGAGAUCAUUGUCUAAACGAUCUGAAGCUCUUGAGAAGCAUGAUAAAUCAAUUAAUGCAAGGCCCUACCUGUCUCUGAAAUCAGCCUUCUUCAGUUUAUGCACAGCUUUUAAGCAGCCAGCCAUUUUGCGACCUAUGGCAUGGUUUUUCAUUUCGAAUGCAGCAAUUCCAAAUAUCUCAUCAGUCAUGUUCUAUUAUCAAACGGAGGUUCUACAUUUGGAGGCAUCCUUUCUAGGGACUGCACGGGUGAUCGGGUGGUUCAGUCUAAUGCUUGGCACAUAUAUCUACAACCGCUACUUAAAGCAUAAGAAGCUCAGGAAUAUUCUUAUGUUUGCACAUGUUGGCCUUGCCAUAAUUACUGUACUAGACAUUUUACUGGUGUCAGGAUUACAUAUCCAGUAUGGAAUUGCAGACAAAUACAUGGUGCUGUGGGGUUCUGCUUUGGCCGAUGCAAUCAACCAAUUCAAGAUGAUGCCUUUCCUAAUCCUCUCAGGGCAGCUUUGCCCACCUGGAAUCGAGGGCACACUGUUCGCACUAUUCAUGUCCAUUAACAACCUCAGUUCGACAUUAGGUUCAUUCCUGGGUGCCGCAUUGACGUCAGCUUUGAACAUCUCGUCGGUACAGUUUGAUAAUUUGGCGCUCGGCUUGGCUGUUCAGCUGAUUGGCACUUUGUUACCGAUCGGAUUUUUGUUUCUGAUCCCAAGGGAAGUUACAGGGCUAACAUCAUAGGAACAGGGAGACAGACAUGAUCAUUCUUUUUUCUGGAAUGAUCUGUACUCCUAGUCGUACUCACACAUGCAUAUAUAGAGAGCAAAUUGAAGGUAGCAGGAAGAUAGUUCAGUUUUGUUGAAAGAUGUAUACAGCCAUAUACUAAAAUGAGAGGAAGAGUCCAAUAGAUAGGCAUUACAAAGCGUUGAGCAAUGACAAAGUAUUGCAACCUGUGUAAGAAGUGUACUUGCAAGAACAUGUGCAACAGGGAAUUGUUUUUGGUUAUGAUUAAGCUUUUGAUAUACUCAAUAUACAGGAUAUCUGUAAUUCUGUAUCAA